AUGGCCACAAAUGGUGCUGUUGAGUUUCUGCUUGGUGGCCUGGCUACCUGUGGGGCAAGUUUCUUCACUAAUCCUCUGGAAGUUGUGAAAACUCGAAUGCAGCUGCAAGGUGAACUAAGAGCUCAUGGAGAGUAUGCGGUUCAUUAUCGAAAUGCAUUUCACGCAUUUGUAACCAUUGCCCGAAAUGAUGGAAUCCUGGCCUUGCAAAGUGGCCUAGUACCUGCAUUCUGGUAUCAGUUCUUUAUGAAUGGAACAAGGUUGGGCACAUUUCAGGUUCAAGUAAACCUUGGCUUGACAAAAGAUAGCAGUGGAAAUCACAGCUUUGUACGUAGUGUAGCCGCAGGAGCUUUUUCUGGAUGUAUGGGUGCUGUUGUUGGAAGUCCUUUCUAUAUGGUGAAAACGCAACUUCAGUCCAAAGCAAAUACAGAAAUUGCUGUUGGACAUCAGCAUCCUCAUGAAUCCAUGUCACAUGCACUUAGGACAAUAUUCAAAGAUCAUGGUGUGCUGGGGUUGUGGCGAGGUGUUAGUGGAGCUGUUGCUCGGGUCACAGUGGGAUCUGCUUCACAGUUGUCUACAUUUUCUACAUCAAAACACUUUAUAGAAAGUACUAAGAUAUUUAAACCUAACAGUGUGCUGACCACAUUUGCAGCCAGCAUGGUUGGAGGCCUUGUCGUUACUGUGUUCAUGACACCCUUUGAUGUUGUGUCCACAAGGCUCUACAAUCAACCAGUCAAUAGCUUCGGCAGAGGAGCGGUAUAUUCAGGUGUGUUCAACUGUUUCUGGAAAAUAUUUCGCUCGGAGGGCUUGUGGGGUUUUUACAAAGGUUGGGGAGCAUCCUACCUCAGACUGGGCCCUCAUACCACUCUGGGUUUGGUGUUUUGGGAUGAGCUCAGAAAAUUGUAUAAUACUUGGAAAAACCCCCUCUUGGCUACAAAAUCUAAACAAGAUGUUUAG
Candidula unifasciata is the source of this 954-nucleotide messenger RNA. The record is from the annotation of a GenBank genome assembly. Lineage: Eukaryota; Metazoa; Mollusca; Gastropoda; Stylommatophora; Geomitridae.